AGCAGAAAAGUUGUUUAUAAAAAGAAUUAGAAUCAAUUCAAUCUUUUCCCGUAAUUUUUCCCAUUAAAAAAUCGGAAGUUUUCCGAAAAUUUUACACGUUGUGUUUGCUUGUGUUAUGACUCGUGUGUUUGAGUUUGAGUCGUGUUGUUUGAAUUAUCUCGUUUCUUUUUUCCAAAAUUCUACAUUUUUUCGAAAUUAUUGUCGACAAAAAAAUUGAUGCAAGUCUACGUGGCUAACAUAGAAUUCGUGAAUAAAAAUGCCAUAUAUCGAGAAUUGGAAUGAGUUUGCAUCGGCGGCCGAAGCACUAUAUCUGGAGAAUCCAUUACGUUGUCGUCUAGUAAUGAAAUAUCGACAUAAAGAUGGACAAUUAACUGUCAAAUGUACCGAUGAUAAAGUAUGCCUGUUGUAUAAAACGGAAAAUUCACAAGAUAUAAAACGUAUUGAAAAAUUAAAUUCACAAAUGAUGCGACAUAUGACCAGUGAUGAGGAUUGAUGCACAAAAAUGGCUAAUAAUGAUGAAUAAUCACCCAUUGAUAAUAAAUAAAACUCAUUGUAAAAUUGUAUUUAUUUUACUACACACUCACUUGUAUUCCAUGUCUUGUUUUUUCUUCCCGCUGGAUUUGUAAAUUGAUGGAAUAAUAAAAAAAAGAAUACUACUAUAAUACAAAACAA
Messenger RNA from Dermatophagoides farinae (American house dust mite), 672 nucleotides. It is a transcript of the gene Srp9, whose product is annotated as signal recognition particle 9. Gene Ontology annotation, molecular function: 7S RNA binding. Gene Ontology annotation, biological process: negative regulation of translational elongation; SRP-dependent cotranslational protein targeting to membrane. The record is from RefSeq and is a predicted model, not a curated record. Lineage: Eukaryota; Metazoa; Arthropoda; Arachnida; Sarcoptiformes; Pyroglyphidae. Gene Ontology annotation, cellular component: signal recognition particle, endoplasmic reticulum targeting.